Colletotrichum godetiae is the source of this 954-nucleotide messenger RNA. RefSeq lists its product as uncharacterized. The transcript has a single exon. The annotation marks the transcript as partial. NCBI's taxonomy places the organism in Eukaryota, Fungi, Ascomycota, Sordariomycetes, Glomerellales, Glomerellaceae. The record is from RefSeq and is a predicted model, not a curated record.
AUGGCUGACACGGCGUUUCGACAUCAAGCAAUCGAAAAACGACAGCCGCUUCGUCCCGGGCUCAAAUUCCGCAGGUUUGGCCGACAAGAUUUCGAACGCUUUGAUCAAGAGAAAGCCUGCGGUCCCUACCUACCUGGAGGAUCAAGCGCUAGUGUCGGAAAAGUGAAAAUCGACUGCAUGUACAAAUGGAGAAAGGCACAAUGGGGUGUUCUUGGUUCUAAUAAACAGCCUGCCGGCAUUGUCUACAUUGACAUGACGAUAAGGCAGCCUCAAGGACAUACACUGAGUAAUGCCACGAUCUUCAUCACUUUGGCCGAUCGAGAUGCAUCAAGGGUCCCAAUCGAAGGUGGACGAUCACGCAGGCAUGGCCAACCCUCGCGGAAAUCAGACCAUGCGGUAUCAGUGACAGAGUUCCUUGGACCUCAAAAUAUCUCAGGCCCGAAAACUAUCACCACUGAGGUCAGGGAGAGAGAUUUCGAGCCCACGCUUGGGUUUGGCGGUAUGGCGGAAUUGGGAGGAAUGGGGACUCACCGUAGCAUGACACGAGAGGUUGUCAACUGCUGGACCUUUAAAGGAGUGCCAACACGGCCAAAAGAUGGAGAAGGGUUCAGGUCCCUGCAAUGGGAUUUCGUUGACAGCGAAGUGGACAGCAAUCCAUCACUUCCACCCACCUUCCAUACCGGCUUCGCGUUUGAACACAAAGGUCGACCGAUAACCAUGUGCGUCGAAGUCGAGGGUCGACUCAAGAGCAAGAUGCAGCAAACCAGACAUGGCAUGAAGUUUCUUCGUUUCCGCUCCAAGUCGAAAGACACCGAUAACUCGACGGCAAUAGAAAUAGACCUAUCUUCAGCGGCUUCUGUCUUCAAGAAUCAGCUUGAUGGCGUUGCGGGCCGUCUAAACGAGGAUAUGAAGACGGAGAUGGACGAUGCCAGGGCGGUAGAGAUGCCACUGCCU